GGCUGUGGACACCUAGUGACUUAUCAGGAUAGUGGUACAAUGACAUCUAAGAAUUAUCCCGGGACCUACCCCAAUCACACUGUUUGCGAAAAGACAAUUACAGUACCAAAGGGGAAAAGACUGAUUCUGAGGUUGGGAGAUUUGGAUAUCGAAUCCCAGACCUGUGCUUCUGACUAUCUUCUCUUCACCAGCUCUUCAGAUCAAUAUGGUCCGUACUGUGGAAGUAUGACUGUUCCCAGAGAACUCCUGUUGAACACAAGUGAAGUCACCGUCCGCUUUGAGAGUGGAUCCCACAUUUCUGGCCGGGGUUUUUUGCUCACCUAUGCGAGCAGCGACCAUCCAGAUUUAAUAACGUGUUUGGAACGAGCUAGCCAUUAUUUGAAGACAGAAUACAGCAAAUUCUGCCCAGCUGGUUGUAGAGACGUAGCAGGAGACAUUUCUGGGAAUAUGGUAGAUGGAUAUAGAGAUACCUCUUUAUUGUGCAAAGCUGCCAUCCAUGCAGGAAUAAUUGCUGAUGAACUGGGUGGCCAGAUCAGUGUGCUUCAGCGCAAAGGGAUCAGUCGAUAUGAAGGGAUUCUGGCCAAUGGUGUGCUUUCGAGGGAUGGUUCCCUGUCAGACAAGCGAUUUCUGUUUACCUCCAAUGGUUGCAGCAGAUCCUUGAGUUUGGAUCCUGACGGGCAAAUCAGAGCUUCUUCCUCAUGGCAGUCGGUCAAUGAGAGUGGAGACCAAGUUCACUGGUCUCCUGGCCAAGCCCGACUUCAGGACCAGGGCCCAUCAUGGGCUUCGGGCGACAGUAGCAGCAACCACAAACCACGAGAGUGGCUGGAGAUCGAUUUGGGGGAGAAAAAGAAAAUAACAGGAAUUAGGACCACAGGAUCUACACAGUCGAAUUUCAACUUUUAUGUUAAGAGUUUUGUGAUGAACUUCAAAAACAAUAAUUCCAAGUGGAAGACCUAUAAAGGAAUUGUGAAUAAUGAAGAAAAGGUGUUUCAGGGUAACUCUAACUUUCGGGACCCAGUGCAGAACAAUUUCAUCCCUCCUAUCGUGGCCAGAUAUGUGCGUGUUGUCCCCCAGACAUGGCACCAGAGGAUAGCCUUGAAGGUGGAGCUCAUUGGUUGCCAGAUAACACAAGGUAAUGAUUCAUUGGUGUGGCGCAAGACAAGUCAAAGCACCAGUGUUUCAAGUAAGAAAGAAGAUGAGACAAUCACAAGGCCCGUCCCCUCAGAAGAAACAUCCCCAGGAAUAAACAUUACAACGGUGGCUAUUCCAUUGGUGCUCCUUGUUGUCCUGGUAUUUGCUGGAAUGGGGAUCUUUGCAGCCUUUCGAAAGAAGAAGAAGAAAGGAAGUCCAUAUGGAUCAGCAGAGGCUCAGAAAACAGACUGUUGGAAGCAGAUUAAAUAUCCCUUUGCCAGACAUCAGUCAGCUGAGUUUACCAUCAGCUAUGAUAAUGAGAAGGAAAUGACACAAAAGUUAGAUCUCAUCACAAGUGAUAUGGCAGAUUACCAGCAGCCUCUCAUGAUUGGCACCGGGACAGUCACGAGGAAGGGCUCCACCUUCCGGCCCAUGGACACGGACACCGAGGAGUCGGGGGCGGGCACAGACGCCGGCGGCCACUAUGACUGCCCGCAGCGCGCCGGCCGCCAUGAGUACGCGCUGCCCCUGGCGCCCCCGGAGCCCGAGUACGCCACGCCCAUCGUGGAGCGGCACCUGCUGCGCGCCCACACCUUCUCCGCGCAGAGCGGCUACCGCGUCCCCGGGCCCCAGCCGGGCCACAAACACUCCCUCUCCUCGGGCGGCUUCUCCCCCGCCCACAACGGAGACUAUCAAAGGCCACAGAGCGUGCAGCCUGCGGACAGGGGCUACGACCGGCCCAAAGCCGCCAGCGCCUUCGCCACCGAAAGCGGUCACCCUGACUCUCAGAAGCCCCCAACGCAUCCCGGGACGAGUGACAGCUAUUCUGCCCCCAGCGACUGCCUCACACCCCUCAACCAGACGGCCAUGACUGCCCUUUUGUGAACACAAUGUGAAAGAAGCCUGCUGUGGUACUGAGCGUCGGGCUGUCGCAGGGCACUGGAAAAAGGGAGCCUGCUGGCCCAGAGUGUGUGUGCGUGUGUAUGUUACUAAAAGCAUUUUUAACAUUCUUCUCCUGGAAGAAAUGAAUUACUUGAAGCAUGAAAAGCACACCAGGGUGGUUGUUUAUUUAGCAAUUAUGACUGUGGAUUUAAAAACAAGCAAAGAAGGAACACCUCAGCAGCUGCCCGUUUCCUUAGUCU
This is a messenger RNA of Mandrillus leucophaeus (drill), 2273 nucleotides long. It is a transcript of the gene DCBLD1, whose product is annotated as discoidin, CUB and LCCL domain containing 1. Bases 40 to 2016 code for a protein of 658 amino acids. The record is from RefSeq and is a predicted model, not a curated record. The transcript is spliced from 15 exons. NCBI's taxonomy places the organism in Eukaryota, Metazoa, Chordata, Mammalia, Primates, Cercopithecidae.